AUGCUGGACAUAUGUUUAUGGGGGGUGUCUGCUGUCGCCGAAGACACCGUGGACAUGAGUGGCAAGAGCAUCGAGAAAGCAUCUUUCUGGUAUACCAGGAUGACUGCUCACGCUCUUUUCAGCGGUGACUCGGAGGGAGCAGUGCGAAUCCUCAAAGACGCCAGCAAGACGCAUCCCGAGCUUCUUUUCGUUUCACUCGCUCUUCAACUUGCCAGCAAGGGAGACCGGGACGUGGCGGCAGAGAAACUGGACUUUGAUGAGGCCGUCGCUGCAAAGACGGACCCCUACCUUCGCGCAAUCUCAUCCUACAUUGCAACUGGCGACUGGGCAACUAUAGCGAACCAAAGAUCUCUACCCCUGCGCGACCGCACAUUCGUAGCUGUGCGCAACUUCGAUGACGACCACCUGACUCAAUGGCUAGCUGCCGAAGUCGAAGAGGCCAUCAGCGAAGGCGAUAUCGAGGGUAUCGUACUGACAGGUAUCACGGAGAAGAUGGUCGACAUCCUGGCCAAAUACGUCGAGAAGUUCCACGACACACAGACUGCCACGCUCAUCAUGUCCUUCUGCGCGCCCCGCUACAUAGACGACUACAGGUGCACAGCAUGGCGCAACGCGUACCGUGCGUACCUGCAGCGCCACAAGGCCUUCUACCAGCGCACCAAGUUCGAGGUCGAGAGCACUAAGCGCAGCAAGCGUGACGGGCGCCCGACGAUCAAGCCGCCCUCGCGACAGAUCGCGCUGCGCUGCGUCUACUGCGAUGCUGAGACCUCCCUCCUGCGCGCCUCACCGGCCGCGCCCCUCACCGGCGGUCCAGCGUCCGCGUCGAUCCCUGGGCCCUUCCACAACGGCCGUGGCGUCGUUCACAACCCGUAUACUGAGAAGAUGGCGACACCGGGCAUUGCCUGCCCCAACUGCAAGAGGCACCUGCCGCGGUGCGUCGUCUGUCUCGAGGUCGUGGGUAUUCCCAGGUCAGAUACUCCGGCGGCUGCGGCUGACCCCGAGGCGACGAAGCUCGCCUCGCGGUUCCCUACCUUUUGUCUAAAGUGCGAGCAUGUCCUGCACCUGGACCACGCGAGGCAAUGGUUUGCGCGACACAAUGAGUGCCCUGUCCCAGAGUGCCGGUGUCGGUGUAAUUUCAGGGCGAACCCGGAGUUGAAUUACCGUUGA
Messenger RNA from Diaporthe citri, 1167 nucleotides. RefSeq lists its product as uncharacterized. The transcript has a single exon. NCBI's taxonomy places the organism in Eukaryota, Fungi, Ascomycota, Sordariomycetes, Diaporthales, Diaporthaceae. The record is from RefSeq and is a predicted model, not a curated record. Bases 1 to 1167 code for a protein of 388 amino acids. Gene Ontology annotation, biological process: positive regulation of TORC1 signaling. Gene Ontology annotation, cellular component: cytoplasm.